ACUCGACGAAGUCAGUCUGCGGCGGGCGGCUGUCCUUCCAACAGUCUGUGUUUGUGCUAAAAAUACUGUCAAUGUGUGAAUUGAAUAUUAUUGUUUGAAUCUCAUCUAAACUACUAAGUUAUGCCUUCAAAAUGAGCUUUUGGGCGAGUCUCAAAGAUCGUGUAACCUCCAAGAAGCAGCCUGACGACGCGUGGAAGAGGAGUCAGUACUCCUUAGUGUCGAGUGAUGACCUGAACGCCAACACCCUCAAGGUUUGGCUGGAGUUGCCUGAAGAGGUGAAGAAUGACCCGUCGUUGGCGCCUUUUAAACAACAAUAUGAAAAAGAGCACGGAAAACCGGCAAACAAAAAGAACACGUCCAGAAAACGCUUGCCUUCCGUCAACUCGGCGCCGUCACUGAACGAAAACGCGAUCCAAACGGACGUUAUCGCCAGGGAAAUAACAAAUGACGAACAAAAACAUAACAAUGCCAAAGAAAACGCGCCAAAUGACAAUGUCACAAAAGGAUCGAACAAAACUUCUAAAAAGUGGGCCGAAGCGAGGUAUUACGUAAAAAUGAGUGUAUUAGUAGCUUGUUGGCUGUUUUUUACUUCAGUAUUCAUGAUGUACAAUGAGAAGCAUAAUAUUGUUAGGAAUACUUCGAUUAAGCAAGGAGAGAACAAAGACUAUAUUUUAGAUAAUAUACCAAAGUUGGAAGAUGAAAUGAUAAAAAUAAAAGUACAACUGAACGGGCCCUUUUUGACAGUACAGGAACAAUCCAAAUUGAACUCCAGUGAGAUGAAAAUAAGAAAUAAAUUGCACGUUUGGUUUGUGAGACUUAAAUCUGAUACUUUGAAUAGUACUACUAUUGCAAACACUACCGAAGAUAUAACAGAAGCUUGGACAAUAGCCCUUCUAGACGAAGAACAAAUAGAUUUCAAUGAAGGGGAAUUACGAUCACACACAUUCGAAUUAAGAAACGUAGUUUCCAAUUAUGCUUUGAGAAUGAGCACGAAUUCGCAAAAACUCACACCCUUUACUAUGAGUUACACGAUAUCUCCGAUAGAUGCCAAUACUGGGGUGAUUUAUGCUAUUAUAUUGCUUAUUGGGUUGUAUAUUUUAAUUAUUUUUGAGGUUAUUAACAAAACAAUGGCUGCUAUAACGGCAGCGACGCUCUCUUUGGCCAUCCUUACUAUGCUCGGGGAGAGGCCAACUCUCUCAGAACUGGUGUCGUGGCUGGACCAUGAGACCUUACUGCUCCUCUUCAGCAUGAUGGUGCUAGUCGCCAUCAUGGCUGAGACCGGCAUUUUCGAUUUUCUUGCUGUGUUUACUUUUGAGGUUACAAAAGGCAGGCUGUGGCCGCUUAUCUAUCUCCUGUGCUUCAUCACAGCCAUCGUAUCAACCGUCCUUGACAAUGUCACUACUGUUUUACUCAUGUCUCCAGUCACAAUACGGUUAUGCGAAGUUAUGGGUUUAGACCCCGUGCCGAUAUUGAUGUUCAUGGCCAUAUACAGUAACGUGGGGGGUACCGCGACGCCCGUGGGAGACCCUCCGUGCGUCAUCGUCGUCUCCAAUAAAGAUGUAAUUCGUUCUGGCAUCAACUUUACUAAUUUCACAGCGCACAUGGCGUUGGGAGUUGGUCUAGUUUUGAUACAAACAUCGCUUCAGAUUAGGUACAUGUUUAGGGAUACAAAUAAAUUGAGGCUAACUGACCCCAGGGAUAUACAAGAAAUUCGUCGUCAAAUUUCAAUAUGGCGACGGGCAGCCGACUCCCUGCCACAUUUGAGCAAAGAGGUGAACAUAGUAAGGGAGAGAUUAGAGAAGAAUAUUACAAAGUUGAACUCAAAACUGGAGGUUUUGGUCAAGGAGAGAAACAAGAGAGCAUGUCCCAAGGAUACCUUUCAAGAGAUGCUGGUGGAAUUGAAGCAAAAGUACAAGUUGCGAGAUAAAGUACUGCUCAUCAAGGCAUCAAUCGCAAUUUUAUUUGUGGUAACCGUAUUCUUUCUGCAUUCAGCGCCUAUGCAUAAUCGAAUGUCGCUGAGUUGGACGGCGUUACUGGGCGCCAUUUUGUUAUUAAUUCUCGCUGACAGAGAAGACUUGGAGCCCAUACUGCAUAGAGUGGAAUGGUCAACCUUGUUGUUUUUUGCUGCUUUCUUUGUUUUCAUGGAGGCGUUAUCAAAACUGGGGCUUAUCACAAUAAUAGGUCGGCUGAUUGAGCAGCUGAUUUUAAAGGUGGACGAGGGUGCGAGGUUGGCCGUGGCCAUCGUUUUGACUUUAUGGGUUUCCGGCAUUAUCUCCAUCUGCAUCGACAACAUACCCCUGACCACCAUGAUGGUCAGAGUGGUGGUGACCAUCGUCUCCAACACGACCCUCAAUCUGCCUAUGGGGCCCAUGAUCUGGGCACUUUUGUUUGGCGCCUGCUUGGGAGGCAACGGCACCUUAAUAGCGGCCAGUGCGAACGUCGUGUGCGCCGGCGUAGCUGAGCAGCACGGGUACAAGUUCACAUUCAUGAGGUUCUUCAAGGUCGGCUUCCCAAUAGCCAUGGGACAUUUGGUCAUAUCCACAGUAUAUCUCCUUGUUUGUCACUGUGUAUUUACGUGGCACUAGCUUUUAAGGAAGUAAGUAGUCUACUGCUGAACAGAUAUGUACGGUUACUGUUCUUGACCUAUAUCGAGCAGGCAUUCAGUCGUUUUGAUACACAUCCUGUUGUUACUUUUGAAAUAAAAACAUAAUUAAAUAUAUAAGACUGUAGGUAGUAUAAUGAUUAGCGUCAUCAAAUUAUCUACAUAUAUUUCAGUAGCUACACAACACUAAAAUCUAUGUUUUCUUAAAAUUUCGUUUUUAAAGGUAUUAAGUUUCAGAGUAAAAUUUCGGCUCAAUUUAAGUAAAUAUAAGGCUGGACAUACAUAGACUUCACUAGUGUCACUAAAUGACUGUACCUAUAAUAAAACAAUAGAAAGUUGAUUUUAAUUUACGUAAGUAAGUAUAAAUUGUCUUAUUACCCGAAACCUGCAAAUUCAGGCCGCUGGAUGUGUUACACGUGAUAUAUGAUGACGAUCCACAAAAGUUUAGGUUUCCCUGCAAAGGUUGCGGAGGUCAGACGGAAGUCGCUUCGUGCAAAUCCAGGAUCAUAGCCAGACACAGACCAGGCGCACCCUGGCUCUAGAGAAGUAGAGGUAGGAGCCGCUGUUACAUUAAAAACAGUCAGAGAAUGAAUGCAGUUUGUUACCGCUUCUUCUGCACUGACGCCUUGGAAGCGGCAGUAAACUUAGUUUUAAGUAAUUUAUUUGACGUCAAUCAAUGUUGUUAAAUCAUACGUUUUGACAAUUAUUAAGCGAUAUGAAAUAUCCUAUAAUAAUGAAUAAAAAUUUUGAAUUUGAAUUUGAGUCGUUUUUAGAAACGCACGCAGUAAAGUGAUAUCAAAGGUAAAAAAAAUAUAAAUAAUUUUGCCCAUAAAAUAAAAUAUAGCAAGUACAUUUAUAAAAGCGCCUUUAAUUAGUCCAAUUAUACUUAUUUUAGUCUCGUUAAUGUUAGGCUGACUUAUUAAGUAAAAGUCAAUAAAAUUGACACAACAUAAUAUAAUGUACCUAUGACUUUAUAAAGUAUUAAAUAAAUUAAAUAGGAUCAAUCUAUCCACGUGGCCCAUCAGUCUUUUCACGACUUUUGGCUCUGUCUACCCCACAAGAGAUAUAGACAUGAUUAUAAGAUCUAUCUUUAUGUGUGUACUUAUUUUGAUAUAUUUUUACCAUAUAUUACUAUCCGAUUACUAUUAUUUUUUACAGUUUUAUUACGUGCAUAUACAUAUACACAACACACUUGAGCUAUGUACAAUUAUUUUUAGGUAAUAUUGUUGUCUAUACAAAGAGUAUGUGACUAAUAUUCUUAUUGUUAAAUAUAAUGAAAUAAAAAUAAAUAUUAUUUUGUAAA
Messenger RNA from Amyelois transitella, 3905 nucleotides. RefSeq names its product P protein. Gene Ontology annotation, biological process: transmembrane transport. The record is from RefSeq and is a predicted model, not a curated record. Gene Ontology annotation, cellular component: membrane. The transcript has 17 exons. Bases 132 to 2585 code for a protein of 817 amino acids. NCBI's taxonomy places the organism in Eukaryota, Metazoa, Arthropoda, Insecta, Lepidoptera, Pyralidae.